CCUUUUAUCCAAAAAGUUCAUUUCUGCUUCAUUUGAUGUUCUUGGACAAGGUUGGGGGGCAAAUUGACCCUUUGUCCAAAGGUUCGGAAAGGACGCAAAUUGUGUUGCGUGCAGGCAGGCACAAGUCUCUCUAAACCCUCCCUCCCACCUUAAACCCUGAGUGAGUAAGUGAGUGAAUGACUAAAUCAAAAUUAAAAUUACCAAAUGACAAAAAGAUUAUCAUUCAUCAUUCUCUCUCAUUCACUCAAAAAUCCUGUAUUCCCCUCCAGAUUCAUCUCUACCUCUUCCUCUGAUAAUCUUCACGGAUUGGUGGAUCCGGAGGACCCAUCUACAUCCGAUAAUUCUCGGGUUGACUAUUUUACUAAUGAAGAGUUCUCCUUUUUACGGGAUUCUUUGUUAGCUCCCAAUGAUGCCCGCCAGAAGCUUCACGCAGGUAAGUUCUCCAAUGAUGCUGUUUCGAUUGCGCAAGCUAUUUUGAAUAAUCAUGAUGGUUUUGGGAUCAAUGCCCAGAAAUUUCUUAGGCAAUAUAGACCAAAAUUGACUCAAUCAUUGGUUGUUGAGGUUCUGAAUCAAAUUAAAAACCCCGAAUUGGGCAUUCAUUUUUUUCUAUGGGCUGGUAGGCAAAUUGGGUAUUGUCACACUCUCCCAGUUUACAAUGCAUUGUUAGAAAUUAUUGAAACUAGUACUGAAACUAAUGAUGGAGUACCACAACAUCUUUUGCUUCAAAUUAAGGAUGACGAGAAGGAAGUGCUUGGGAAGUUGCUUAAUGUUUUGAUUCGUAAGUUAUGUCAAAAUGGUUUAUGGAAUGCUGCAUUGGAAGAGUUAGGUAGGCUUAAGAACCUUGGGUACAAGGCUUCAAGAUUAACUUAUAAUGCAUUACUUCAAGUCUUUUUAAGAGCUGAACGACUAGACACUGCUUAUUUGGUCCUUAGGGAGAUGCUGGCUUUGGGAUAUAGCAUGGAUGAGUUUACUUUGGGCUGUUUUGCAUAUUCCCUUUGUAAAGCAGGGAAGUGGAGGGAUGCGUUGGCAUUAAUUGAGAAAGAAGAAUUUGUGCCUGAUACAAAGCUUUAUACCAAAAUGAUAUCUGGAUUAUGUGAAGCUUCUCUUUUUGAAGAAGCUAUGGAUUUCUUGAAUAGGAUGCGCGCAAGUUCUUGUAUUCCUAAUGGUGUGACUUAUAGGAUUUUGCUUUGUGGAUGUUUGAAGAAGAAGCAAUUAGGUAGGUGUAAAAGAAUACUAAAUAUGAUGAUUACAGAAGGUUGUUAUCCAAGUCCUAUGAUAUUUAAUUCUCUUGUUCAUGCUUACUGCAGAUCAGGAGAUUACUUUUAUGCUUAUAAGUUGCUCAAGAAAAUGGUAAUAUGUGGGUACCAGCCUGGUUAUGUGGUUUACAAUAUAUUGAUUGGUGGUAUUUGUAGCACUGAGGAUUUGCCUAGCAUGGAAGUGAUUGGGUUGGCUGAGAGAGCCUACAAUGAAAUGCUUGAAAUGGGGGUUGUAUUGAAUAAAGUCAAUGUCUGCAAUUUUACACGGUGUCUAUGUUGCAUUGGGAAAUUUGAGAAGGCAUAUAAUGUAAUUCGUGAAAUGAUGAGUAAGGGCUUUAUACCCGAUAGCAGCACAUAUUCCAAAGUCAUUGGUUAUCUGUGUAAUGCAUCUAAAGUAGAGAAGGCUUUUCAGUUGUUUCAAGAGAUGAAAAGAAAUGGUAUCACUCCUGAUGUCUAUACAUACACAACAUUACUUGAUCGUUUUUGUAAAGUUGGUCUAAUAGAACAGGCUCGUAACUGGUUUGAUGAAAUGCAACAAGAUGGCUGUGCUCCAAACGUGGUGACUUAUACGGCUCUUAUACAUGCUUACCUUAAGACAAGGAAGUUAUCUAGGGCAAAUGAAAUUUUUGAGAUGAUGUUGUCUAAUGGUUGUGUUCCUAAUAUUGUUACAUAUACAGCUUUAAUUGAUGGCCAUUGUAAAGCUGGAGAGACUGAAAAAGCUUGCCAAAUUUAUGCAAGAAUGAAGAAUGAUAAAGUGGAUAUCCCUGAUGUAGAUAUUUAUUUCAGGAUUGUUGAUAGCGAGUUGAAAGAACCAAAUGUUGUUACUUAUGGAGCCUUAGUGGAUGGUUUGUGCAAAGCCCACAAAGUCAAAGAGGCAAGGGACUUAUUAGAAACUAUGUCAUUGGAAGGUUGCGAGCCAAAUCAGAUCAUAUAUGAUGCUCUCAUAGAUGGAUUUUGCAAGGUUGGCAAACUAGAUGAAGCUCAAGAAGUGUUUACCAAGAUGUUGGGGCAUGGAUGUAGUCCAAAUGUAUACACUUACAGCUCUUUGAUUGACAAGUUGUUUAAGGAUAAAAGGUUAGAUCUUGCAUUAAAAGUGUUAACCAAAAUGCUAGAAAACUCGUGUGCUCCCAAUGUUGUUAUUUACACUGAGAUGGUAGAUGGUCUAUGCAAAGUUGGAAAGACAGAUGAAGCCUAUAGACUGAUGCUUAUGAUGGAAGAAAAGGGAUGUUAUCCAAAUGUCGUGACUUAUACUGCCAUGAUUGAUGGCUUUGGGAAAGCAGGCAGAGUUGACAGAUGCCUUGAGUUGUUGCAGCUAAUGACUUCUAAAGGUUGUGCACCAAAUUUUAUUACCUACAGGGUUUUGAUAAACCAUUGUUGUGCUGCUGGCCUUUUAGAUGACGCUCACAAACUUUUGGAAGAGAUGAAACAGACAUAUUGGCCAAAGCACAUAGGAAUGUAUCGUAAGGUCAUUGAAGGUUUCAGUCAUGAAUUCGUAGCUUCUCUUGGUCUUUUAGCCGAGUUGAGUGAGGAUGGUUCAGUGCCAAUUUUGCCUGUUUAUAAACUCCUGAUUGAUAAUUUUAUUAAGGCUGGAAGAUUGGAGAUGGCCCUAGAGCUGCAUGAAGAGCUCUCAUCAUUUUCAGCUGCGUACCAGAACACAUAUGUUUCUUUGAUUGAGAGCCUUACACUUGCAUGUAAGGUUGACAAGGCUUUUAAGUUGUAUUCAGACAUGACUAGGAGGGGAUUUGUUCCAGAACUAAGCAUGUUAGUUUGCCUUAUCAAGGGGCUCCUUAGAGUUGGUAAAUGGGAAGAAGCACUGCAACUUUCAGACAGCAUAUGCCAAAUGGAUAUCCAUUGGGUCCAACAAGAGCAGACAGUUGAUACCAAUUAGUUUUUGUUGGAAUUUAAAAUCAUCUCAGUCUGGAUAAAUCCAAUGAUUAUUGGGGCACGAUCAAGUGCUCUCCAUGAGUUUUGACUCGCAUUUCCAUUCAAUCCAAUGGCUCAAUUCACAUCUUUCAAGCAUUGGAUGUGGCGUAUAAGAUAAGACCUGCUCUUGAUUCUGGAUGUGGGGUUGCAAAAUUUGGAGGAUAUUGAUGAACCGUUACAUCUUGAUGAAGACAAUUGCACCAGUAGAGAGAUAUGGACCAAUUACAGUUCCCCUUGGAAAGAGUUUUUCGAGCAAGUUUUGACAUUCUAAGCAUCCAUAACCUACCAUUUUGAUUGAGAUCAUUUCAUAAGAUUGUUGUUCAAGAUGCCUGGUGCGAUGGAAUAUAUGGCACUUCCAUUCAAUUCUUUGAUUCAUAUUUCAGGAAACAGAAGUGAAUAAUAUCAAUUCUCAAAUUCUCAGAAGAAAAUGGAUGGAGAAUGCUGCAUUCAAUGGUGUUAUUGCUAUUUCCUAAGACGCCGUCAUUUUUUUUGUUCUUUCUCCAAGGUCUGAUUGGCCAGGUGGACCAUAAGUGUUAGGAGAUUGAUUACAGUGUCUUGUCACGCCACCUAAAACCAGGAGUUUAGCUGCAAGGACGGCAAGAGACAAGCUCAACUCAAGAUUCGGAGCGACAGAGAAUCGAGUUGCAAGAUCCUGCAGGGGCUGUGUCAAACAGUCAAUUGCUGUGUCGAGGGUACCCAAUAGUCACAAGUAGCGAGUGGCGAAGUCAAAGAUCUCAAAAUAUCUCGUAUCUUUGAAUGAUGAUGGUGAUUGGUGAGUUUAGGGAUUCUAUGAUCACAUUUUAUAUGAAAAGAUAUGUCAUGAACUCAUGAUUAAGAUAAAAGAUAUUGUGUCUGAUACUUGGAUUAAUGAGACACAUGUCCUCAUAUUUUACCAAUGUCAGAAUUCCGAAUUAGAAGACAACUUGAAGCAAAAGCUGAAGGUCAUAGAUCAAACAUUCAUUGUGUGGCAGCGGGUCCUAGAAUAUCAUGUGUUUCUUACUUGAUGCUUGAACUAACCAGCCCUUCAAAGAUAAGAAAGAGCCAUUGUAAGCAUACUUAAUUUCCAAUGUUGUCCGCAGGCCGAAAAUAAUUAUAUGGCCUUCUCUAUUUUGGAUGCAAUUGACUGUCUUCUUUUAAAGCAGCAACAGUAGCAAAGAUUUUCCUAUUGUCUGCAUAUGUGUUGAAAGCUUCUGCAUGAGAUGAACAUAAUGGGACUGCACCCUCCAUGGGAAUUUAGAUGGAGUUCAUGUAUAUAUUUUGCA
Molecule: messenger RNA, 4441 nt
Organism: Ricinus communis (castor bean)
Lineage: Eukaryota; Viridiplantae; Streptophyta; Magnoliopsida; Malpighiales; Euphorbiaceae
Product: pentatricopeptide repeat-containing protein At1g06710, mitochondrial
Exons: 4
Coding region: 205-3144 (979 amino acids)
Molecular function (GO): protein binding
Source: RefSeq, a predicted model, not a curated record